Osmerus eperlanus (European smelt) is the source of this 1290-nucleotide messenger RNA. RefSeq lists its product as uncharacterized. Gene Ontology annotation, biological process: axon guidance; brain development. Lineage: Eukaryota; Metazoa; Chordata; Actinopteri; Osmeriformes; Osmeridae. Bases 268 to 1269 code for a protein of 333 amino acids. The transcript is spliced from 2 exons. The record is from RefSeq and is a predicted model, not a curated record. Gene Ontology annotation, molecular function: protein kinase binding; cyclin-dependent protein serine/threonine kinase activator activity. Gene Ontology annotation, cellular component: protein kinase 5 complex; growth cone; cytoplasm.
GAUCUGUCGGCGCGGACUGCGACAGUGAGAGAAUGGACAUCGACCUGGUUCAGUCUCUUCUAUGAUUACCAGACAUACUUGCGUCAUGAGCAUGGAGGUUUGUGAGUCAUCUUGAAGACGUCCUGUGUCUCUGCUCCCUGCAUGUCAGACCUGCUUCUCUCCAUGGCACCUGGACUGUAACCCCUCCCUCAGGAGAGAGCCCCGCCUCCUUCUCCCUUCUGUCCACAACCAGACGUUCCCCUGACCCCUGACCCCUGACCCGUCGCUAUGGGCACCGUGCUGUCCCUAUCCCCUGGCGCCAGGAAGCCUGGCUACUAUGACAACCAUUCAGGGUCACUCAGCCACUACCCCAGCCUCAGCGGCCGGCCUCUCAGCGUGCAGAGGGAGGGCGGCCUCAAGCGAGGCCAGGCCAUCUUCCUCCCGGCCCUCACCUGGAAGAGGCUGGUGGCCUCCACCAAGAAGCGCAGCAGCUCCAGGAAGGGCUGUCCUGCAGGGGAGCUGUCCGGCCCUUUGAACAACAACAUCAGCCUCUACCAGAAGGACCCUGUGCUGCACCGCAACCGCGACAACGUCAAGAAGUCCCUGUCCUGUGCCAAUCUGUCCAGCUAUGGGGGCCCCGGGGGGCCGGGGCCGGGGCUGGGGCCGGGGCUGGGGCCGGGGCUGGGGCUGGGGCUGGGGCUGGGCCACCACUAUGGCUAUGGGAGGCCCCAGCAGAUCUCUUCAGUCAAGAAGGUUCCCCAGGGAACACUGCCGUCGUCUCCCAAGCGCGUCAUUGUGCAGGCCUCCACCAGUGAGCUGCUCCGCUGCCUGGGAAGGUUCCUGUGUGGACGCUGUUACCGGCUGAAGCACCUCUCCCCGGCCGAGCCGGUGCUGUGGCUGCGGGCGGUGGACCGCUCCCUGCUGCUGCAGGGCUGGCAGGACCAGGCCUUCGUCACGCCCGCCAACGUGGUGUUUGUCUACAUGCUGUGCAGGGAGGUGGUGGAUGGAGAGCUGGUGGCGUCAGAGCAUGAGCUGCAGGCCACACUGCUCACAUGCCUGUACCUGUCCUACUCUUACAUGGGCAACGAGAUCUCCUACCCCCUCAAGCCUUUCCUGGUGGAGGCGGGGAAGGACGCCUUCUGGGACCGCUGUCUGGCCAUCAUCGAAGCCACAAGCUCCAAGAUGCUGCGCAUCAACGCUGACCCUCACUUCUUCACUCUGGUGUUCGCUGAGCUGAAGAGCGAAGGAGGGGGCAGCCCUCAGGAUUACAGCAGAGUGCUGGACCGAUGAGGGGGGGGGUCGGCUACACAC